Xenia sp. Carnegie-2017 is the source of this 2603-nucleotide messenger RNA. Its product is annotated as bicaudal D-related protein homolog. The coding region runs from base 422 to 2347 and encodes 641 amino acids. NCBI's taxonomy places the organism in Eukaryota, Metazoa, Cnidaria, Anthozoa, Malacalcyonacea, Xeniidae. The transcript has 14 exons. The record is from RefSeq and is a predicted model, not a curated record.
AACGUACUGACAAAAACGUCGCUGUUUUUAUGUUUAAAAAGUGAUUGUUUUCUGUGUGAGUAUAGUUAUGACAACAUUGAUUGAAGAAUUCACUGAAGAAGAGUCAGUAGAAGAGCUAAAGAGAAGAUAAAGCAUUACCGUUUAUUUAAAAUAUUGAAGACGGAAAGAAUGAAAUUAUAAUGGCUACUUGGUGUAAGCAAUUAUGUUCAUACUGAAUGUAUUGCGUGUGUCACACUGCUGUUUGUGCUUGUGGUGUGGGAUCUUGUGAAAACGAGACAUUGUAGAAAAACGCAAGAAAAAAUAAUGUAGCGUGCUCAGUGAAAAAAACUAUUAAAAUGAUUUUAGAAAUGAUUUUAUUGUUUUACUUUAUAUAAAGAUAUAUUAACUUUUAUCCUUGUCGUAUUGCUGCAAUUGUUAUAAAAUGCUUACAGCGAAGGAAGAAACAUUAAAACGUCGAAGGUCAAAAUGUAAUCUCGUUCAAAAUGUUGAAACAAGCAACAUCGUACACGAUGUCUCCGUUUCAGAAGAUAAAAAACAAGUGGAAGUUAUAAAGACGACAUUAAAAGAUGAUAAUAAUAACUUUGAGGAUGUAUAUACGAAAUUGUCAAAUGCGGAGUAUAAUUUAGCUUUAGCAACGGAAGUUAGUGAAGCUUUAUUGACAGAAAAUAUUGAAGUGAAAAAAAAAUACGACAGUUUGUUGGAAGAACAUGCUUUACAGGUGGAGGCUCUUCAGCAAGAAAAACAUGAAAUUGAUCAGCGUCGCCAGAGAGUUGAGAGCAUUCAAGAAGAUAGAAUAAGAGAAUUAAGCGAGGAUUUGGAUAAUCUUCAAAAUGCGCUUAACGUAUUCGAAGCAUCGUCCUUAGAUGAUCGUGAAACAAGAAGAAUUGCAAUGUAUGAACUUAUCGAAGAAAACAGUAAACUUAAAUCGGAUCUUUUAAAGACCAAAUCGUCAAACGAAAAUCUACUAAAGGAGAUUAAAACACUUAAAUCAUUGCAACAAGGUGGAAAUUUGAAUGAAAGCUUGGACUCAGGAACUUUUAGUCAGGCCGACAUACUCCAACAAAAGUUGAGUGUUUUGGAAGACCAGAAAGAAAAACUUAACUUAAGUCUCAAUCAGAUGUUGGCAGAAAAGAAUGAUAUGGAUGUAGAAGUGAAUGUUCUCACGAAGAAAAUAAUUUCACUUACGAAGGAACUCGCUGAUUGUAAAUGUGAAAUGUUUCUAUGUGAAGAGGAAUUACGCAUUUGCAAAAAAGAAAAUUUGAAGUUAAAUGAAGAGCUGGAGGAAGCAAAGCUUCAGACAUCGCAACAAACGGCUUUAAAUGGUUCAUCAAUCUUCUCAGAGAUCUCCGUUUUGGAAAAUGAAAACGAGUUUAACAGAAAACUUGCUACAUCAAGCAGUAUAAAAAAACUUAACACGGUCGAGAGUUUACAAGGCGCCCCCAGUCCCCUUGCCGCGUCAUCAUCUGCGAACCUUCUCAAUAAAUUGAAUGAAUCAGAAAGAACACGAUUAGAUAAUUUUUACGAGAGCAGCUAUGAUGGUAACUCAUCUACUGAAGAAGAUAAUGAUAAUUUUGUUUUAACCCAACGCGGUUACUUCGCUAAGUAUGAAGAAGAACAAAAGAUUAAUGUUGAGCUCCGUCGAGAAAUGUGCAACGUCGCUCAUCAAUUGUUGAAUGCGUGUCGUCUCAUAACAGAUGACGAUUAUAAAUCGAAACAAACAAUUAAAAUGGAGAUCGACGAACUCUUUAGUAUAGAACAUUCCAGCAUUGGAACUUUGACGAUGAUUGCGGCUGAAAUGAAUGGAUUAUUGAAGGAAUAUCGGGAGAAAAAGAAGGAGAACACUGAUGCUAUGAAAAAUCAUGCAAAUGAUGACAUUGUAGCUUUAGAGAAUAAAAUACGAUCGCUUGAGGGACAAGUAGAAGAUUUAACGACAGAAUGUUUUGAAGCAAAGAAACAGCUAUCUUCCCUUGGUGUUGAACUUGAGGAAGCAAGAAACGAUCUUUUGAAAUGUGAAGCUGAAAAAAAGCAUUUGCUGAAUAAAAUUGCUGCUGAAAGGACAGAACUAGAGACAUUAAAGACAAAAUAUGCUUAUAUCAAAUCGUGUAGAUCAAGAAGUGUGGUUGAGGAACUUGAGAAAGCAAGACGUGAUGUUCAGCGGUUGGAUACUCAACUCAUCACUGCAAUUAAUCAGAAAGUGAGACUAUCUGAACAGCUUGAGCAAUGGCAAUUUGACAUGGCUUACGUCAUUGAAAAUCAAGUAAAAAGACAAACAGAUACAAAUGCAGAGCACAAUAAAAAGAAAUCUAGAUUGCCUUUUAUGAAAAAAGGUUGGAUGUGGUCAAGCUAAGACAAGUUAGAAUGUUUAAAGUGUUUCUAGACCGUCCGUCUGUGAAACUCUCAUUUAUCAAUUCACUCUCAAAUUUUAAUAUUUUUUAUCCAUAAAUGUCGAAGAUAAUGGAUGUAUCUUUAUUAUUUAUAUCUAAAUUUAUAAGUAUAUAUUAAAUAUUAUUUACGUAAAUGAUUAUGAUAAAAAUAUGACACCAAAAGUAAUUGAUAAUUGUAUUUGUGAUAGUGUUAAGAAAUAAAAUAAUUUCAAUUUUCUA